AUGUUCGGCUUAUCUAGAACCAUUGCCACCUCUGUCAAGGGUCUUCAAAAUACCACCAGGGCGUUUUUCGACGCUUCCCAGCAGGUCCGUUCUUUCACAAAGACCACCGGCAAGAUCAUCCCAGUUUACGAGCCAUUGGUAAAGUUACGCGAAGGCAAGCCAGUUAUGGAUGCAGUCUACCACCAUCAGUACGCUAUCCUCGAUCCUACCGGGAUGAAGCGCAAGCUUAUCGAUGCCUCCGACCCCGACCACAUUAGAGCCGGUGACGUUAUCACCGUCAAGUUCAAGAACAGAAAGAGAGGGUUUACUGGUUUGCUUAUGGGGAUCAGUAGAUCCCGUACCGAUACUAGUCUUUUGUUGAGAAACAACAUUACCAAGUUGGGGGUUGAGUCCAGAAUUCCGCUUUUCAACCCAAGCGUCGAGAGAGUCGAGGUUGUUACCAGAAACCACCGUUUCAGAAAUAAAAAGAGUAAGCUCUACUUUGUUAGAGGCACAAAGUUUGAUGUCGGUACCGAUUUGGAUCAACAGUUGGCCAAGAUGAAGAAGAACGAAAGAUGGUAG
Molecule: messenger RNA, 561 nt
Organism: Babjeviella inositovora NRRL Y-12698
Lineage: Eukaryota; Fungi; Ascomycota; Pichiomycetes; Serinales
Product: mitochondrial 54S ribosomal protein bL19m
Exons: 2
Coding region: 1-561 (186 amino acids)
Biological process (GO): translation
Cellular component (GO): ribosome; mitochondrial large ribosomal subunit
Molecular function (GO): structural constituent of ribosome
Source: RefSeq, a predicted model, not a curated record